Messenger RNA from Lynx canadensis (Canada lynx), 1858 nucleotides. RefSeq names its product ephrin B2 (gene EFNB2). Bases 132 to 1133 code for a protein of 333 amino acids. The transcript is spliced from 5 exons. Gene Ontology annotation, biological process: ephrin receptor signaling pathway; blood vessel morphogenesis; axon guidance. Gene Ontology annotation, molecular function: ephrin receptor binding. Lineage: Eukaryota; Metazoa; Chordata; Mammalia; Carnivora; Felidae. The record is from RefSeq and is a predicted model, not a curated record. Gene Ontology annotation, cellular component: plasma membrane.
ACGCCUGGAGCUGCUCGGCGCGCCCCGGAGCUGCCUGCCGUCUCCCCCUUGUGUGCCCCGAGGAUUGGGGCUCCGGCCUGCGCCCAUUCCCUCCGUCGUCCGGAGUGCGCGGAGCUGGGAGCGGCUUGGCCAUGGCCGCGAGGAGGGACUCCGUGUGGAAGUACUGCUGGGGAGUUUUGAUGGUUUUAUGCAGAACUGCCAUUUCCAGGUCGAUAGUUUUAGAGCCCAUCUAUUGGAAUUCCUCGAACUCCAAAUUUCUACCUGGACAAGGACUGGUACUAUACCCACAGAUAGGAGACAAAUUGGAUAUUAUUUGCCCCAAAGUGGACUCUAAAACUGUUGGCCAGUAUGAAUAUUAUAAAGUUUAUAUGGUUGAUAAAGAGCAAGCAGAUCGAUGCACUAUUAAGAAGGAAAAUACCCCUCUUCUCAACUGUGCCAGACCAGACCAAGAUGUAAAAUUCACCAUCAAGUUUCAAGAGUUCAGCCCUAACCUCUGGGGUCUAGAAUUUCAGAAGAACAGAGAUUAUUACAUUAUAUCUACAUCAAAUGGGUCUUUGGAGGGCCUGGAUAACCAGGAGGGAGGGGUGUGCCAGACAAGAGCCAUGAAGAUCCUCAUGAAAGUUGGACAAGAUGCGAGUUCCGCUGGGUCAACCAGGCAUAAUGAUCCGACACGACGCCCAGAACUAGAAGCCGGUACAAAUGGAAGAAGUUCAACGACAAGUCCCUUUGUCAAACCAAAUCCAGGUUCCAGCACAGACGGCAGCAGUGCCGGGCAUUCGGGGAACAACAUCCUCGGUUCCGAAGUGGCCUUAUUCGCAGGGAUUGCUUCAGGAUGCAUCAUCUUCAUCGUCAUCAUCAUCACGCUGGUGGUGCUCCUGCUCAAGUACCGGAGGAGACACAGGAAGCACUCGCCGCAGCACACGGCCACGCUGUCGCUCAGCACGCUGGCCACCCCCAAGCGCAGCGGCAACAACAGCGGCUCGGAGCCCAGUGACAUUAUCAUCCCGCUGAGGACUGCGGACAGUGUGUUCUGCCCCCACUAUGAGAAGGUCAGCGGGGACUACGGGCACCCCGUGUACAUAGUCCAGGAGAUGCCUCCCCAGAGCCCGGCGAACAUUUACUACAAGGUCUGAGACGCGGCAGUGCCUUCGCUUUCCCGGAGGAAGCCCACUGUCCCACCACCGCCCCGAGGAGGGUUUGAUGACCCCCCCGUGUCUCGAAUGGACCGGAGCACGGCGGGGGAGAGGGAGCACUCCUUCUCGGAAGAGCCCUGUUGAGUUGGACAGCUUACCUAGUCUGUAGCGCCCGGACCGCGGUGAAGACAGACGCCCACCGCCGGCCGGGAGACUGGCGUGGAAGGUGCCCGAUGGGACCGCAGCGCCCGCCUCCCCCCUCCACCUCCAAGCCAUGUGCCGCGGUCACCUGGGCCUGCAGGAAGCCGAGGGCGACAGAGCGGCAGCGGGCGUGGGGGGGACUGGGCGAGCCGUGAGCAUCCCGGGCAGGUGUCCCCCGGGGGCCGCGGGGCCUGGAAACGCCGCCUUCUGCCUUGGGCGUCCCUCCUGAGGAGCGUCCGGACUUGUCACACAGACCUCUGGCUGGGGGAGGCUUUCAGAGGUCCCGCGCCCAGUCCUCACCGUUGCACACACCCCUGCCGACCUCCGGGGCCCCGCAGCGCGAGCCCCUCACUCCACACCCCGCAUCACUGCUGGCACACUCACCUUGGGAGUCUCCUGCCCCCGCGCCACGGCAGCUGGAGCCGAUGGGUCCUACACUUCUAGAAAUUGCGUCUGCUACUAAGGAGCCUUCAGCUGCGGAAGACCAGAAAGACCAGGAGCUCAUGGAAGGGGGCGGGCCGGGA